ACCGACCGAGGACCCUCCCCUCUGCUUUAAAAGCUGUGCCCGUCCACACAGAACCAGCUCACCUCUGCUGGGUUUGGCUUAAUCAUCAUCACUCGGUUGGAGUUAGGUGUGGGAUUGAUCUACAGGAGGAGAGCUCUUUACCAAAAACAGAAAAAAAAACAGGCUUCUCUUGAGGUGUGUCCUUGUCCGAGGUCCUUAUGAGGGCUCUGUGCGUUGGAGCGGCAGCUCUGUCUCUGGUGCUGCUGCAGCUGGCGCUCACUGUCACAGCUCAGGGGGUUGUUUACGACCUGUUGGUUUCUCCGGACUGCCUGCCAGACUUGCUUCAAGGAAGCCUAAAGAACAAAGGGCGGGAUGAAGCAUUCCUCCUCUUGUCCUUCAGGCUCCACAAUAAGGCCCCCACCUCUCUGUUCAGUGUGGUCAACCCCAAAGACAACACCAAGUACAUGGAGCUCAGUGUGCAAGCCAAGCUGAGCAAAGUGACUCUUCGUUACCAGAAGCUGGACGGCAGAUUCGGGACCACCAGUUUUAACCACAUGGCCUUGGCCGAUGGGCGGGAGCACCACGUCAUGCUGCACGCCAGCGGCCUGCAGCGCGGCCCGCCUCGCCUCAACAUCUACGUGGACUGCAGACUGGUUCACAGUUUGAACGAUCUGCCGGCUGCAUUUGGGUCACUCCCUCCUGGUUCCAACAAGGUGGCCCUGAGGACCCUGCAGUCAAACGGACAGGAUGAACUGACAGACUUGAAGCUGGUUAUAGAGGACACCAUAGACAAUGUGGCCACUCUGCAGGACUGCAACCUGGACCCGCCUGAGUCUCUGCACCUGCUGGGUUUCCAGGGAGGCAGGGUGGUGCAAGAUCACGCCACCAUGCUAGAACUGAAGACCAUGUUGUCUGAGAUGAGGGAGCUGCUCCUUAAGCAGAUUAAAGAGACAAAUUUUCUGAGAAAUACCAUCGCUGAGUGUCUGGCCUGUGGACUUGGAGGCAGUCCCACCAACACAGGCCCUGUGCCAAGUCCUGGGCAGAUUUUCUUGGAGCCUCAUCAUCUAAGUCAGUGUCCACCUGGAACCUGUUUCAGACAGAACAUGUGUAUCCGCUCAGAGUCAGGAGGCUUCCAGUGUGCUCCCUGUCCUGAUGGAUUCACGGGAGAUGGAGUUCACUGUGAUGAUGUAGAUGAGUGCCAGUUUAAUCCUUGUUUCCCUGGUGUCCGCUGUGUGAACACUGCUCCUGGCUUCCGCUGUGAGAAAUGCCCUUUCGGAUACACUGGGCCAGAGAUAAAUGGAGUGGGAGUGUCUUACGCUAAGAGCCAUAAACAGGUGUGCGAGGAUUUAGAUGAGUGUCUGGGCCCACCAGAGAACGGAGGUUGCACACCCAAUUCACACUGCUACAACAGCAUAGGCUCCUUCCGCUGUGGAGAGUGUAAGGCUGGCUUCACAGGCGACCAGGUGAGAGGCUGCCAUGGCACCAGGCUUUGCCCCAAUGGUCAGCCCAACCCUUGUGACAUAAAUGGCGAGUGCAUCGUGGAAAGAGAUGGCAGCAUUAGUUGUGUGUGUGGCGUUGGUUGGGCUGGUAACGGUUAUGUGUGUGGGAAAGACACAGAUAUUGACGCUUACCCCGACAAUAAGCUCCAGUGCAGAGACAGCAAAUGUAUGAAGGACAACUGUGUGUUUGUGCCGAACUCCGGCCAGGAGGAUGCAGACAGGGAUGGGAUUGGUGACGCCUGUGAUGAGGAUGCAGACAGCGACGGCAUUGGUAACAUAGAUGAUAACUGCUGGCUGGUUCCUAAUGUCGACCAGAAGAACACCGACAAGGAUCUACAUGGAGACGCGUGUGACAACUGCAAGAGAGUGGACAACCCAUCACAGAGGGACACAGACCAAGACGGUCUGGGAGACGACUGUGAUGAUGACAUGGAUGGGGACGGCUUGAAAAAUUUCCUUGAUAACUGCCAGCGUGUCCCCAAUCCGGACCAGAGAGACAGAGACGGGGACGGGGUGGGGGAUGCCUGUGACAGCUGUCCCGACAUGGCCAACCCCAACCAGGCUGACUCGGAUGAUGACCUCGUAGGGGACACGUGCGAUGACAACAUAGACAGUGAUGGAGACGGCCACCAAAACACAAAGGACAACUGUCCCAGUGUCAUCAACUCCUCUCAGCUGGACACCGACAAGGAUGGAAUGGGAGAUGAAUGUGAUGAGGAUGAUGAUAAUGAUGGCAUUUUGGAUGAAGAUGACAACUGCAGAUUGGUUCCCAACCCGGAUCAAAAGGACUCUGACUCGAACAAAGUUGGAGAUGCUUGUGAAGGAGAUUUUGACAAAGACAACGUGAUCGACAUCAUCGACCACUGCCCAGAGAACGCUGAGGUCACCCUGACUGACUUCAGAGCCUAUCAGACGGUGGUGCUGGACCCUGAGGGGGACUCACAAAUUGACCCCAACUGGGUGGUGCUCAACCAGGGAAUGGAGAUAGUACAGACUAUGAACUCUGACCCUGGCCUAGCUGUAGGCUAUAAAGCGUUCAGUGGUGUUGACUUUGAGGGAACAUUCCACGUGAACACAGUCACAGACGAUGACUACGCAGGCUUUAUAUUUGGCUACCAGGACUCCUCGUCUUUCUAUGUGGUGAUGUGGAAACAGACAGAACAAACCUACUGGCAGGCCGCUCCCUUUAGAGCCGUUGCCGAACCAGGAAUACAACUUAAGGUGGUGAAGUCUAAGACAGGUCCUGGUGAGUACAUGAGAAACUCCCUGUGGCACACAGGAAACACAACCGACCAGGUGGGUCUCCUGUGGAAAGACCCCAGAAAUGUUGGCUGGAAGGACAAGGUUUCCUACCGCUGGUUCCUCCAGCACAGACCACAGGUUGGAUACAUCAGGGCUCGGUUUUACGAGGGUUCAAAUCUCGUGGCGGACACGGGGGUGAUAAUUGACACCAGUAUGAGAGGUGGGCGGCUGGGUGUGUUCUGCUUCUCUCAGGAAAAUAUAAUCUGGUCCAAUCUGAAGUAUCGCUGCAACGACACCAUCCCUGCUGAUUACCAGGAGCUGCUGAGAGCAGAGUGA
This is a messenger RNA of Menidia menidia (Atlantic silverside), 3056 nucleotides long. The record is from the annotation of a GenBank genome assembly. Lineage: Eukaryota; Metazoa; Chordata; Actinopteri; Atheriniformes; Atherinopsidae.